Molecule: messenger RNA, 1396 nt
Organism: Coffea eugenioides
Lineage: Eukaryota; Viridiplantae; Streptophyta; Magnoliopsida; Gentianales; Rubiaceae
Product: probable transmembrane ascorbate ferrireductase 2
Exons: 4
Coding region: 272-970 (232 amino acids)
Molecular function (GO): oxidoreductase activity
Source: RefSeq, a predicted model, not a curated record
AGUCCAGCGUGGCACAUGAAAGUCUAAAACUGAUGCUUCCUCGUUGCUACUAUGAAGAACAAAAGACUCUUGGAAAUCCAGAGAGAGACGUGGUGACCACAUCCUGUAUAUUCUUUUCUUCAAUAGAAGAUCAGUUCUCGUGAAAAAUUUGUUGUCCUACUAAUUCUCAGAGCGUUUUUGCUUUUUUUUUUUGUGAAAACCCUAGUCUCUGUAAAAAUCUGCAAUAGGCAACAGAAAAUUCAUAUUCAACUCUUUAGUUUAAUACGGGAAAAUGGCGGUACCGGUUGUGAGAUUUCCGAUCUACGGAGUGGUGAGGAUACUGGGGAUAGCAGUGACAGUAACAGUGCUAACGUGGACGGUUCAUUACAGAGGAGGAUUGGCCCUCGUCUCCACCAAUAAAGACCUCAUCUUUAAUGUUCAUCCAGUUUUGAUGGUGAUUGGCCUGGUACUUCUAAAUGGUGAAGCUAUGCUGGCAUACAAGACAGUCCCCGGAACAAAAAGCUUCAAAAAAUUAGUUCACCUCCUCCUGCAAUUCUUGGCCCUCUCUUUUAGUGUAAUUGGCUUAUGGGCUGCAUGGAAGUUUCACAAUGACAAAGGAAUCGACAACUUCUACAGUCUUCACUCGUGGCUGGGUUUAGCUUGCCUUUUCUUGUUUGCCAUUCAGUGGGCUGCUGGAUUUGUAACGUUUUGGUAUCCAGGUGGUUCAAGGAACAGCAGAGCUAGUCUGCUGCCAUGGCACGUGUUCUUUGGCGUCUAUAUAUAUGCGCUUGCUAUUGCCACUUGCACUACUGGUAUUCUAGAGAAGGCUACAUUUCUUCAAACCAACCAGAUCAUGUCACGCUACUCCAAAGAGGCAUUGUUGGUAAACUCUUUAGGGAUCUUGAUUGUUGCUUUGGGUGGUUUUGUAAUUCUUGCUGUCAUCUCACCUGCUAACGGUAAAAGUGAUGUUACAAAAAGCACAGUGGAGUAAGCAUUGACUGGAAUGCUUUUGAAACCUUUUGAGGUUUAACCUGCUUCAUGCCUUUGGGGUGAAUUUGUAAAGAAUAGAAAGUUUUCAGGGUUGAUAUUGCAAUAAACAUUUCAUCGGCUGCCAAGCCGAUGGUAUUAAAUACAGGAUUGAGUUCUGCCAAGCCAUGUACUCACUGCACUGAGAUUCCAGCAAGCUUCACGCCUCCGCAUUCCGCACCCUUUCUUUGCCCGUAUCAGGCAGGUGUACCUUCAUGCAUGACCUGUGCACCUGGUUUCCUUGCCUCUACUUCUACGGUUUCCAGCGUCCAUUUUUUGCCUUAAAGAGGUACCAAACUUGUCAUGGGAUUUGACUUUUUUGACAGGGCAAUUGCAUGGUUCAAAAUUGAUAUAUUAUUGAAAAAUAGCUGCAGCAUCCUCUUUAUUUUUU